CAGCUCGGCCGUCGCGCAGGCGCACUGGCGUACUGGCCUCUGCCGGGAGCGCCGCCGCCUCCCCGACGCCAUGGCUGCACCCGUGCCCGGUCUCAUCUCGGUCUUCUCCAGCCCGCAGGAGCUGGGCGCCUCGCUGGCGCAGCUGGUGGCGCAGCGGGCCGCGAGCUGUCUGGAAGGGAACCGUGGCCGCUUCGCGCUUGGCCUGUCAGGCGGCAGCCUGGUCUCCAUGCUGGCCCGAGACCUGCCCGCCGCCGCCGCUCCCGCCGGGCCAGCCAGCUUUGCGCGCUGGACGCUCGGCUUCUGCGACGAGCGCCUCGUGCCCUUCGACCACGCCGAGAGCACGUACGGCCUCUACCGGACACACCUGCUCUCAAAGCUGCCCAUCCCAGACAGCCAGGUCCUCACCAUCGAUCCCGCCCUACCCGUGGAGGAUGCUGCAGAGGACUAUGCCAGGAAACUGAGGCAGGCCUUGCAAGGAGAUGCUGUCCCUGUAUUUGACCUGCUGAUCCUGGGAGUGGGCCCUGAUGGCCACACCUGUUCGCUCUUCCCUGGUCAUCCCCUCCUACAGGAGCGGGAGAAGAUCGUGGCGCCCAUCAGUGACUCCCCAAAGCCACCACCGCAGAGGGUGACCCUGACGCUUCCUGUGCUGAACGCAGCCCAAAGCAUCAUAUUCGUGGCCACAGGGGAAGGCAAGGCAGCUGUGCUGAAGCGCAUCCUGGAGGACAAGGAGGGUGCGCUGCCCGCCGCCAUGGUACAGCCGCGCACGGGCGCCCUCUGCUGGUUCCUGGACGAGGCAGCUGCACGGCUUCUGUCCGUGCCCUUCGAGAAGCAUUCCACAUUGUAGGGGGCGCGCCACGCACGCUGUGGGCACGUCGGGCCGCGGGAGCUGUGAGAGCAGACUAGCUGCGGAUUAAACAGCUUUGCUGGAA
Mastomys coucha (southern multimammate mouse) is the source of this 929-nucleotide messenger RNA. RefSeq names its product 6-phosphogluconolactonase (gene Pgls). Gene Ontology annotation, molecular function: 6-phosphogluconolactonase activity. The transcript is spliced from 5 exons. The coding region runs from base 71 to 844 and encodes 257 amino acids. Gene Ontology annotation, biological process: pentose-phosphate shunt; carbohydrate metabolic process. NCBI's taxonomy places the organism in Eukaryota, Metazoa, Chordata, Mammalia, Rodentia, Muridae. The record is from RefSeq and is a predicted model, not a curated record.